CAAGCCGUUGCGGCAAUUGAACUACAGCACCCAGCAUCCUUUACGGAGAGGCGUGGCAGCGAGCAGUAAUGGCUGUGUUGUGCUUGGAUGCUGGUCCGUAUUUGCUGUUUUAUACGAAUUUCCAUUUUAUAGCAGUUUAACUGAGAUAUCGCGGCGCGUAAUAACACUCCCGUUUUCACUCAGGGGAGGAAGAAAGCUGUGUUUUGCUUUAGACAACCAUCCCGUCCCGAGAAGAGUCUAGGAAGCGACACAAGAGCAGUCCGUUGUAACAUAACAGUAAUAAAUAGUACUUUCAGGGGAAGGGCUGAGUUGUGUUCUAUAUACAGAUACUGAAUGUCAUGGUUUCCAGGAACCAUGUCUUCUAAGUCCAAGGUGGCCCCGAGUGUUGAGUUUGACCAUAGCUGCUCUGACAGUGUUGAGUACCUGACCCUAAACUUUGAGCCUUUCGAGACCGUCCAUCGCUGGAGGAGACUUCCACCCUGUGAUGAGUUUGUCGGGGCCAGGCGCAGUAAGCACACAGUUGUGGCAUACAAGGAUGCUAUCUAUGUAUUUGGAGGAGACAAUGGGAAGAACAUGCUGAACGACUUGUUACGAUUUGAUGUGAAGGACUGCUCAUGGUGCAGGGCUUUUACUACAGGGACCCCCCCUGCACCUAGAUACCACCACUCUGCCGUGGUCUAUGGAAGCAGCAUGUUUGUUUUUGGUGGCUACACUGGGGACAUCUAUUCAAACUCCAACCUGAAAAAUAAAAACGAUCUGUUUGAGUACAAGUUUGCCACUGGCCAGUGGACAGAGUGGAAGGUGGAGGGAAGGUUACCUGUGGCCAGAUCAGCACACGGAGCAACAGUGUACAGUGACAAGCUCUGGAUUUUUGCUGGAUACGAUGGAAAUGCAAGGUUAAGCGACAUGUGGACCAUCAGCCUUCAGGACAGAGAGCAAGCAUGCUGGGAAGAGAUUGAACAGAGCGGUGAGAUCCCUCCGUCGUGCUGUAACUUUCCUGUGGCGGUGUGCCGGGACAAGAUGUUUGUUUUCUCUGGUCAGAGUGGGGCUAAGAUUACCAACAAUCUCUUCCAGUUUGAAUUCAAGGAAAAAGUAUGGACUCGCAUUCCCACCGAGCACCUGCUGCGCGGUUCCCCUCCCCCUCCCCAGCGGCGCUACGGUCACACCAUGGUGGCAUUCGAGAGGCACCUGUACGUGUUCGGGGGCGCUGCCGAUAACACCCUGCCCAACGAGCUGCACUGCUACGAUGUGGACUCCCAGACCUGGGAGGUCAUCCAGCCCAGCCCGGACAGCGAGGACCCCCUUGGAAACGAGAUGACUUCAUCUCAAGGGUUCAUCCUGAUGCCCAGUGGGAGGCUCUUCCAUGCUGCAGCAGUGAUCUCUGAUGCCAUGUAUAUUUUCGGAGGAACAGUAGACAAUAAUGUGCGGAGUGGAGAGAUGUACAGAUUCCAGUUUUCCUGUUACCCGAAAUGCACCUUGCACGAAGACUAUGGCAAGCUAUGGGAGAACAGACAGUUCUGUGAUCUGGAGUUUAUUCUAGGCGAGAAGGAGGAGCGAGUGAAGGGCCACAUCGCGAUCGUGACUGCCCGAAGCCGCUGGCUGAGGAAGAAGAUCACACAGGCACGAGAGAGGCUGCGUCAGAAGGUGAAGCAGGAGAGCGUGGAGGAGGAGGCGGUGGCAGCUGGGGUCCAGAAGGAGGUGUCCGGAGGCAGUGUGAAGCACUCCAGCACUCAGCCCCUGCUGGAGGUCACCAUCCGGGACGCUGAGGCACAGCCCUUCAGGGUCCUCAUGCAGUUCCUGUACACCGACAAAAUCAAAUACCCACGCAAAGGUCACGUGCAGGAAGUUCUAUUGAUCAUGGACGUGUAUAAACUGGCCCUGAGCUUCCAACUGGCCCGUCUGGAGCAGCUGUGUGUGCAGUACAUCGAGGCCUCUGUGGACCUUCAGAACGUCCUCAUCGUGUGUGAAAACGCUAACAAGUUACAGCUGGACCAGCUCAAGGAACAUUGCUUGAACUUCGUUGUAAAGGAGUCUCACUUUAACCAGGUGAUAAUGACCAAAGAGUUUGAGCAUCUCUCUACCCCACUGAUAGUGGAGAUCGUCCGGAGGAAACAGCAGCCCCCUCCCAGGCUGUAUUCCGACCAGCCUGUCGAUAUAGGAACUUCACUGGUUCAAGACAUGAAGGCGUAUCUGGAAGGAGCAGGGUUGGAAUUCUGUGACAUCACUCUGCUUUUAGAUGGCCACCCCAGGCCUGCCCAUAAAGCAAUCUUGGCUGCCCGCUCCAGUUAUUUCGAAGCAAUGUUCCGCUCCUUUAUGCCAGAAGACGGGCAGGUGAACAUUUCUAUUGGUGAGAUGGUGCCAAGCAAACAGGCGUUUGAGUCCAUGCUGCGGUAUAUUUAUUAUGGAGAUGUCAACAUGCCUCCUGAAGAUUCACUGUAUCUAUUUGCCGCUCCGUAUUACUAUGGUUUCUCAAAUAACCGCCUCCAGGCGUACUGCAAGCAGAAUUUGGAGAUGAAUGUUACUGUAGAAAAUGUGCUGCAGAUCCUCGAAGCUGCAGAUAAGACGCAGGCUCUGGAUAUGAAGAAGCACUGCCUUCACAUCAUUGUGCAUCAGUUCAUCAAGGUUUCCAAGCUACCCAACCUGCGAUCCCUCAGCCAGCUGCUGCUUCUGGACAUCAUUGAGUCCUUAGCCAAUCACAUAUCCGAUAAGCAGUGUGCCGAAAUGGGCUCAGACAUAUAGCAGCACUUUGCUGUGUGGUUAGUCUCCUCCAGCAAGGAAGUGCUUUACUCAGAUUCACUCCUUCUCACCAUGACUGAUGGUUGUCACUUGUAUUUAUUUAUGAGCUGUAUGGAUUGAUUCACAAGCAUGAAACCGUUCAUUUUUUAAACUGCAUAGUUUUGUUAUUAUUUGCACAUAAGGCUUCAAAACCAAAAAUAAAGAAAACUGAAUAUAUGUUGGUGUAAAACCCUGAAAUGGUCCAAAAGGGCAAGUGUCAUAUUUUUUCAUAUAUUAUUAGUAGUAGUAUUACUGUUAUUUUUAUCACUUUUGUUUGUUUCAUGAAACUGUUGGCAUCACCCUUGCAAGGUUUCUCAGAUGCGCUCCAGUGAGCUCAGUUUAAAUCCAUUGUACAGCCAUUCUCCAGGCACUCCUGCAGUCUCUGAUGAUGUCAUUACUGUAUGAUUGUGUUAUGUAAUGCACAGCCCACUUUUCCAGGGAGCGUGAUCUUGUACAUUUGUUUAGAUGUCUGUUACAUGCAUGGUACCCACACCUCCUGUCUCUUUGGUACUUGUCGAUGGGACAAGAUCCUUAUUAUCGAACGGAACUCGGAAGAUAUCUGCUUGGGGUUAAAGGUGAGGUUGGCAACUAGGGCCACAUUUGUUUCCAGGGGGGACUUGUUUAAGGAUUAGAGAAUCCAUUCUCUAGUGUAGCGCUUGAGUCAUUAAGAGGACGUGCAAGAUUCAUCCAAAAGCAGCUUGCUCUGUAGCAGGGUUGGGGCAGGACUUGUCUUGUGUUAUUACAAAACAAAGUGAAACUGAGGACAAGUGGCUUUUGAUUGGCUUGUAUUACAGGCUGGUAAGAGCAGGCGAUCACUUAGUUCAAUUGACAGUAAAGCCUGACUUUGUUAUAUAGAGAUAUAUAAAAUACCUUUAAAGUCGCCCCGUUUGCAUUUGUUUAUAACUGAAAAAACAGUAAGCAGGUCUAGGGGCAGACUGGAAUUGUUUAUUAAAUAUCUAAGGUUAGAUUCCAGGAAAGGGAACCGCUUCACGGAUAGUACUCUAAAGGAAAGAGGAACUUUGUAUUCCCAUCUGCUUUUGACCUUCAAUGCUUUUCAUAGACUGAAAAUGGGUUUAAAAUGAUGACAAUCUGCAGUAAUGAGUAGAGAAACUUGUUUACGCUGUUAAGCGUGUUGUCAAGUAAUCGUAAGAAGUUUCUAUUGUAAGCUUUACUGUAAUCGUGUUGAUUUUAAAAAGUUGAGUUCCUUUCAGCAUUUAAAAAAUAAAUAAGUUGCUUCUCUGACAGACAAAACAUUGUUUGCUGUUUAGCAAAUAUUAUUGUCAGCUAUGUAAGUGUGAGGUUUAUGUAAAAAGAUCUCUUGUUACCCUGUUGUGUACUGUAUUGUAAAAUAAAAUAAACAACGUGCUCUACA
Messenger RNA from Acipenser ruthenus (sterlet), 4147 nucleotides. Its product is annotated as leucine-zipper-like transcriptional regulator 1. The record is from RefSeq and is a predicted model, not a curated record. Lineage: Eukaryota; Metazoa; Chordata; Actinopteri; Acipenseriformes; Acipenseridae. Gene Ontology annotation, molecular function: protein binding. The transcript has 21 exons. The coding region runs from base 334 to 2739 and encodes 801 amino acids. Gene Ontology annotation, cellular component: Golgi apparatus.